This is a messenger RNA of Dendroctonus ponderosae (mountain pine beetle), 1406 nucleotides long. It is a transcript of the gene RpL3, whose product is annotated as 60S ribosomal protein L3. Gene Ontology annotation, cellular component: ribosome; cytosolic large ribosomal subunit. Lineage: Eukaryota; Metazoa; Arthropoda; Insecta; Coleoptera; Curculionidae. Gene Ontology annotation, biological process: translation; ribosomal large subunit assembly. Bases 98 to 1336 code for a protein of 412 amino acids. Gene Ontology annotation, molecular function: RNA binding; structural constituent of ribosome. The record is from RefSeq and is a predicted model, not a curated record. The transcript is spliced from 8 exons.
AACUGUGAAGUGUUUCACCCCAGCGCCCUCAGCGCGUCUGUAGUUGGCUUGCUGAACUUGCACAAACGGAUCUUCCAUUUGUUAUUUGGUGAUCGAUAUGUCUCACCGAAAGUUCAGUGCCCCUCGUCACGGUUCCAUGGGCUUCUACCCCAAAAAGAGGUCCAAGAGGCAUCGUGGUAAGGUCAAGGCGUUCCCUAAGGAUGACCCAUCAAAACCCGUGCAUUUAACCGCCUUCCUCGGUUACAAAGCUGGUAUGACCCACGUGGUUCGUGAAGCUGAUCGUCCAGGUUCAAAGAUCAAUAAAAAAGAAAUUGUGGAAGCUGUAACCAUUCUUGAAACACCGCCCAUGAUUGUAGUGGGCGUCAUCGGUUACAUUGAAACUCCUCAUGGUCUUCGCAGUCUCUGCACCGUUUGGGCAGAACACUUGGCCGAGGAGUGCCGUAGGCGCUUCUACAAGAACUGGUACAAGAGUAAGAGGAAAGCUUUCAGCAGCAAUGCCACGAAAUGGAAUGAUGCGCUUGGUAAAAAGGCCAUUGAAAAGCAGUUCAACAAAAUUAUCAAGUACUGCUCAGCUGUGAGAGUAAUCGCCCACACUCAGAUGAAACUGCUGAAGCAAAGGCAGAAGAAGGCUCACAUUAUGGAAAUCCAAAUUAAUGGCGGUACCAUUGCUGAAAAGGUCGCAUGGGCUAGAGAACAUCUGGAAAAGCCCGUCCCUGUCAAACAAGUAUUUGGCCAAGACGAGGUUAUUGAUGUUAUCGGAGUUACCAAGGGUAAAGGAUUCAAAGGUGUCACCUCAAGAUGGCAUACGAAGAAAUUGCCCCGUAAGACUCACAAAGGUCUAAGGAAAGUUGCCUGUAUUGGAGCAUGGCAUCCUUCCAGAGUGUCCUUCACGGUAGCCCGUGCAGGUCAAAAGGGUUAUCAUCACCGAACGGAAAUGAAUAAGAAAAUCUACAGAAUUGGUGCGGGUAUUCACACCAAGGACGGCAAAGUUAUCAAGAACAACGCUUCUACUGAAUACGAUCUUUCAGAGAAGACCAUUACCCCCAUGGGAGGAUUCCCGCAUUAUGGUGAAGUCAAUAAUGACUACAUCAUGAUUAAGGGUUGUUGCAUGGGGCCUAAGAAGCGUGUUAUCACUUUGAGAAAGUCGCUCCUUGUGCACACCAGUCGUAUUGCUCUGGAGAAGAUCAAUCUUAAGUUCAUCGAUACAGCUUCCAAAUUCGGGCAUGGUCGGUUCCAGACUCCUGCCGAUAAGGCUGCCUUCAUGGGUCCUCUUAAAAAGGAUAGGUUGAAGGAGGAGGCCAAAUCGACACAGGCUCCUGUAGCAGCCGCUAAGUAAUUAAGAUUCUUUCAACUGGGAUCUUUCAAAUAAAUGACUAAACAAAAAAUAGGUUUCUUCCUUGCUCCCU